AUGGCUUCGACAACAUCCCUCUCCCAGUCCUCCGCCUCGUCGGUCAAGGCAAUGGAGCGCGAGUCCCAGCACAGCAAUGUCCACGAAAAGCACAACCACCUCCACGACGCCGAGCCCGUGACCGACCACACCGAGGCCAACAUCCUGCCCGCCGUCGAGAGCGAGCCCCAGUCCGAGAAGGUGCCCUAUGGGGACGCCGAGAAGGGCGGUGCCCCUCCGGCCCCGCCAAACCCCAUGGACCCCAAGAACUUCCCCGACGGCGGCCUUGACGCAUGGCUGUGCGUGCUGGGCGGCUUCUGUGCCCUCUUCUGCAGCUUCGGCUGGAUCAACUGCAUCGGCGUCUUCCAGGAAUACUACCAGACCCAUCAGCUCAGCCAGUACUCUGCAAGCACCAUCUCGUGGAUCCCGUCGUGUGAAGCCUUCAUGAUGUUCUUUGGCGGUCCCAUCAUCGGCAAGCUCUACGACAACUACGGUCCGCGCUGGAUCCUUCUCGUCGGCAGCUUCCUGCACGUUUUCGGCUUGAUGAUGGCCAGUCUGUCAUCGCAGUACUACCAAUUCAUCCUGUCUCAGGGAAUUGUCUCGGCCAUGGGUGCAAGCGCCAUCUUUUACCCAGCCAUGUCCACCAAUGCGACCUGGUUCUUCCGCCGUCGCGCGCUUGCCUUUGGCCUCAUGGCUGCCGGCUCGUCCAUCGGCGGUGUCUGCUUCCCCAUCAUGGUCUCGCACCUCAUUCCCCAGGUCGGCUUCCCCUGGACCAUGCGCAUCUGCGCCUUUCUGAUCCUCUUCCUUAUGAUCAUUGCGAACUUGACCAUAAAAUCGCGCAUCCCGCCCAUGCCCAAGCCGCUGGCCCCCAUGGAGUUCGUGCUACCCUUCAAGGAGAUGCCCUUCCUCUUCCUGACCAUCGGCUCCUUCCUCUUCUUCAUGGGCAUGUUCCUCCCCAUCAACUACCUGAUCGUGCAAGCCACCGCCGAAGGCAUGUCCGUCCGGCUGGCCGGCUACCUCAUCCCCAUCCUCAACGCGCUUUCCCUCUUCGGGCGUGUCCUGCCCGGCUACAUCGGCGACAAGGUCGGCCGCUACAACGUGAUGCUGGUGCUCUGCUCGCUGACGGCCGUGCUCGACCUGGCGCUGUGGAUCCCGGCCUCGGGCAACGCCGCGCUCAUCGUCUUCGCCGCCGCCUACGGCUUCGGCAGCGGUGCCUUCGUCUCCAUGGCGCCCGCCCUCAUCGCCCAGAUCUCCGACGUGCGCAAGAUCGGCGUCCGCUCCGGCGCCAUGUUCGCCGUCAUCAGCAUCGCCGCCCUCGUCUCCAACCCCAUCGCCGGCGCCAUCGUCCAGGCCGAGAACGGCAGCUUCACCGGCCUCCAGAUCUUCUGCGGCGUCAUGCAGAUUGCCGGCGCCGUCUUCAUCUUCUUCAGCAGGACGGCGCUGGUGGGUUUGAAGUUGAACGUCAAGGUCUGA
This is a messenger RNA of Diplodia corticola, 1452 nucleotides long. Its product is annotated as monocarboxylate permease-like protein. Gene Ontology annotation, molecular function: transmembrane transporter activity. Bases 1 to 1452 code for a protein of 483 amino acids. NCBI's taxonomy places the organism in Eukaryota, Fungi, Ascomycota, Dothideomycetes, Botryosphaeriales, Botryosphaeriaceae. The transcript is spliced from 2 exons. Gene Ontology annotation, cellular component: fungal-type vacuole membrane. Gene Ontology annotation, biological process: transmembrane transport. The record is from RefSeq and is a predicted model, not a curated record.